AUGUGUCAAUUUGAGGGCCUGAGGCAGAGGGUGGCGGCCCAGCGCUGGAGUCCGCGAGUCGGGCUGGUGUGCCGCCAGGCGCGGGGCGUGCGGCGAGCAGAGCCGGCAGGAGCGCGCCGGGCAGCCGCCGCCGCCGCCGUCCCGUGCGCGGGCGGCAGGAUGGAGCUGAACUCUCUGCUGCUGCUGUUGGAGGCGGCCGAGUACCUGGAGCGUAGGGACCGAGAGGCCGAGCACGGCUACGCCUCCGUGCUGCCCUUCGACGGCGACUUCGCAAGGAAGAAAACAAAGACGGCCGGCCUGGUGCGCAAGGCCCCGAACAACAGGUCUUCACACAACGAACUAGAAAAGCACAGACGAGCUAAACUCAGGCUCUACUUGGAGCAGCUCAAGCAGCUGGUACCCCUGGGCCCUGACAGCACACGUCACACUACUCUGAGCCUUCUGAAGCGUGCUAAGAUGCACAUCAAGAAACUGGAGGAGCAGGACCGCAGGGCACUGAGCAUCAAGGAACAGCUUCAGCGGGAACAUCGCUUCCUAAAGAGACGUUUGGAGCAGCUAUCAGUGCAGAGUGUAGAGCGUGUGCGCACAGACAGCACUGGCUCUGCUGUGUCCACAGAUGACUCAGAGCAAGAGGUGGAUAUAGAGGGCAUGGAGUUUGGCCCUGGGGAGCUGGACAGUGCUGGCAGCAGCAGUGAUGCCGAUGACCACUACAGCCUACAGAGCAGUGGCUGCAGCGACAGCAGCUAUGGGCACCCUUGCAGGCGGCCUGGCUGCCCUGGCCUUUCGUAGGCUCCAUGUCCUUUGCUUCUUGGCCCACCUGCCUGCUCACCUAGCCAAGCGUCUCAGCCUUCCAAUCCUCCCUUGACUGAAGCCAGCCUCGUCAUGGGCCUACUGCUGUGCCAUUCUCGAAGCUACAGCUGCUGUCUGGUCUGCCUGCCUCUGCCUGCCUACCCUUCGGUCAGGACUCAAGUUGCCUGCCCCUUCUCCGCAGGGCUAGACCCCAUGCAGGGAAGCAGUGUCAGGCUCUUACAUCCUGGAGUCCAGCGUAGCCACCCACAAUCUGUUCUCAGAUUCCUAAUCAUUCCAGAAGUAUUAAAUAUCAUUUCUACAAAUCUCGGCAGGAUCCGUGUAGGGGCCUUAAUGACCACCAUAGGGAGCUUGAACCCCAACAUCGGAUCCCAAGAGAAAGGAGUGGACUGAAGAAGAAAGGAAGGAAGGAAAGAAGGGAGGGAGGGAGGGAAGGGAAGGAGGGAGGGAGGGAGGGAGGGAGGAAGGAAGGAAGGAAGGAAGGAAGGAAGGAAGGAAGGAAGGAAGGAAGGAAAGAGCUGCUGUCUGUCUAUCCAUCUAUCCAUCUACUUGUUGGUCCACAUAGUGUGGACAGAGGGAUCUGUGAGGGGCAGGACUUGGAUGAGCAUCUAGUGGGUGGCCCCCUUUUCCAUGGUGUCAGCAGCCAUGGGGAUGCUCCUGGGGUCUGGCUGGACCACCUCAAACCAAGUUGGGUGGCUUCUGCUCUUUUAGGACCAUCAGACGUAUGCACACACGCCUAGGCUCACACCCACAAGCACAAAUACACAUGGACAUCAGAGAAUGUAUGUGUUGAGAUAGUUGGUCUGAGGUCACUUGGAAAUGGUGGCCCCUAACCUGUGCCUGACUCUCACUCAGGCCCUGGAUCACCUGGGCCAGUCCAGACAGCUCUGCCUGGUCUGCACAGGAAAUAGACAGGGCUUUUCUUCCUGGCAGAGGACUGGAAUAAGCUGGGUGGCAAGCUGAAACCACUGGGUCCUCCAAGCUUUCUCAACUUCCUUUCUUAAGAAAAGAAAAAAAAAAAAAAGAAAAAAAAAAAGUGCGACAGGGAGCUCCCAGAAGGGGCCUCGCGAACCCUGCCCAGGGCAGCCUCAGCUGGCAGAGGCUUUACCCAAAACACAAAACAGAAACAUUUUUAAAAAGAGAGAAAAGCUCUGAAGACUCGCCAAGGGACAUGAGUGUGUGCUGCCUCUAUUUCCUGUAUGAGAAUUUUGUACUCUAUUUUCCUAGCCAUUGUUGUGUCCUUGUUUGCUGAGGGGUGGGAGCGACCCAGCGUCUCAGGGACCCAUCCUCUGUCACAUCGUCAUAGUGUGCCUUGUGUUCCUUGUCUCACCCCACCCACUGCCACCAGCAUGCCCGUGUGGCUUAUGGGAUGCACCAGGCCUCCUGGUAGGUGCCCCCCUCACUGCUUUCCGACAGGUAGCCCCUCCCAGCAGCUGCAGCCUCCUGGGAGGGACAUAUGCAUGCCUUUGUGGCUCCCGAGGCUGAUUCCUGUAUCCUGCAGGGCUAUAACCUGGCCUCCAGUGGUGCCUCCAUGGUAACUGGCAGAGUGGCUGUGCCUGAAAGUUCCGGGACAGCAGGCCUGCUAGCAUAGAGCCUGGAGUGUCAGCCAUGGGCAGCUUAUAAAUACACAGUUCUGGAAGUAGUACAGGCCUGUCCAGGAGGCUUCUGUUGGCCUUUCAAUACUAGAAGACUUUGUUUCUAGGGGCACCACACAGCAAUAUUUGGGUAGUGGCCACGGGCUGGCCCACAGCAGCACCUGCCACCUCCUCUGGUGCAUUCGUAAACAAUUUCCAAACUGUGGGGAAAUUCUUGUUUAUCUUCAGUCAUGCCAAUGAGCAUCCUAGGGUGAGAGGCCUACUGAUAGGCAGAAUGAGGUUCCCGGAGACAGCUCUGGCAUAGAACCUGCUCUGUGGGCACUCAGAAUGACAGGUGGACAGCAGGCCUGGGUAGGUGUCUCCAGGAAAGAUCGUCAACAUCCUAGUAAGCUGGUUCUGUCAACAUUUUCUGCCCAUCUGGGCACUUCAGUGUCUGCCCAAGCACCUCCCCAGCACACCUACCCUUAGCACAGGACUUUGUUUAAAGGACCCACAACUCCAGGGCUCCUGAUGUGCCCUGAAUUCUUAGAUUAUCAACUCCCUGCUCCAUCUCCAGCACCUGAGCUUCUGCUUCCACCCCUGACAGCAGAGCCCAUUCCUGGUGACCAGAUUGGCCCCCUUGGCUGAAUUUUGUGGCAGCUCAGCCCUUUGCCUUUUCAGGCUAUGGAUCCCAUGUAGCCUGGGAGUUGGCCUCCUCAGUCACCCAGGGGUGCUAGCCAGCUGCCCCUUCCGCUAGCAGGCCUGUGAGGGGUGAUCUAUAGGCAUGGGGGCUGGUGCUAAGAGUUACAUAUCUAUUACUCCUUCUCCUGCUCUCUACCAUUUGCACAGUAUGGCCAUUACUGGUAGCCACAGAUUCAGCCAAGGCUAUUGUGUGUCUGUGGAAAGAAAGCUGGACCAAAAUAGCUGCUGCUAUGUCCUCCACCUGCACCUGUCCAUGUGAGCCAUGCGGUGUGCCAUAACAGAGUCUGGAACUCCAGGCUCAGGCUUGGGCCUCUCUACUAGGAGGUGGUCCAGAUGUACCAGACCCACCAUCCUGCUGCAGGCCCAGCUGGUCUAGCAGGAGAGGACACAGAGGUUUUGUCUCUAGACGGCCCCUAGGCCUGCCUCUGUAUUUCUCACCUGCAGGUGCUUGAGCUUGCCUUUCUAGGCAGAUGGAGUUGUGCACCAAACUGUGGCUGGACAGUUCCUACCUUUCUGUGUGCCCCAAGCCUUCCCUGCCUCUGGUGGGUCAGUUAGCCUCUCACCCCUUGUGCCUGCACAGAGGGUCUUGAUCCCAGGCUAGCAAGCAAGUUCUCAGGCCUCUAAACUAGGGCACUAGGGCAGGUUCCGUGCCAGAGUCAGGGGCUACACAAGGGGCCUGGUGCCAGUGCGGUGGGCGAGUUAUGAGACCUGAGCUGCAGACUGGAAUGGGACCCCAUCCCACCUGUCAAACAGAUGGGGCUGUGCUGUGUCAUUCUGUCAUUGUAAUAUAAAUACAGAUUUUUAUACCUCA
Messenger RNA from Mus musculus (house mouse), 3894 nucleotides. It is a transcript of the gene Mxd4, whose product is annotated as Max dimerization protein 4. NCBI's taxonomy places the organism in Eukaryota, Metazoa, Chordata, Mammalia, Rodentia, Muridae. Gene Ontology annotation, cellular component: nucleus. Gene Ontology annotation, molecular function: protein dimerization activity. The record is from RefSeq and is marked validated. Bases 160 to 789 code for a protein of 209 amino acids. The transcript is spliced from 6 exons.